AUGGGUCACCCUAUCAACAAACGCCAGCCAGUUUUCCCCAACCCUGUAUUGCCUGGCUUUGAUCUGUUUCCUGGCGAUCCGUUCGGUACAAACGUAGACCCUACAGGCUUCCCGGCCGUUGGUGAUAUUGCUAUGAAUAAUCCAGCGGUUGCCCCGGGCGACGAUGACGUUGGUGCCUUGGGCCCACUAGCUGGAGUUGUCAAUAAUUUGUUUGGCAAUGGCAACGAUUUGCCUUUCCCUGAGCUGCCAUAA
Molecule: messenger RNA, 252 nt
Organism: Sphaeroforma arctica JP610
Lineage: Eukaryota; Ichthyosporea; Ichthyophonida
Exons: 2
Coding region: 1-252 (83 amino acids)
Source: RefSeq, a predicted model, not a curated record